UUAUUUUGAAAGGGACUUGUGAGCUUCGCGGCGGUUCUCUGGCUGAAUGUCCGUUAAGAAACCGAAAAGAAGGCAGAAAUUGAAGGCGACCUGCUCUUUAUCCUCGUUAUCAUCCCGGUGAUAUGAGACUGGACCGCAGGUGAUUGGUCAGUUUGGAGACAGGUUUGUGAAACGCGAUGGCUGAGAGGUUCCCUGCCAGCCCUGGUUCUUCAGAACCGGACAGUCCCGGAGGUCUGAACAGUGGAUGUCUGCUGGACCCCACAGAGGCCCUGCUCAGUGAUCUGUCCGUCAUUGUCCCAGAAACCCCCAGCCCACAGCUCGGCAAACGGAGGAGACACCGCCGAACCGCGGAGGAUCCUUACAGCCCAGGACCUCAGGUGGUGACCGGCGGCUCUCCAGGACCAGAGAAGUCCAUGGCGGGGGGGAAAGGUUUUUCACGUAAAUCUAAGCGCCGGCGACUGGUCGACCCGAGCGUCGGCUUCGUUCCAGCGUCAUCUCUCAGGAGUUUUACUCUGGGCGGCUGGCUGGAAGCCCCGUCCUCCUCAACAUCUUCUUCCUCCUCGUCUUCGUCGUCUUCCUCCUCCUCCGUCUCCUACCUCACUCCAGAGUCAGUCCUCAGGUCAAAACGUCUUGACGCGUCAGCUUCAGCGUCUCCCCCUGCAGCAGCAUCGUCAUCCAGCUCGCUGUCCUUCCUCACCGAUGAGGAGAGAAAAUGGCUGAACGAAGGACAAGGAGACGCCUCUCCAGUCGAAGGUCACAGUUUGGACAUCAAAGUUGCACCGGAAGCUUUGCAGCUUCAUCUGUCUGUCUGUGCUGCAGACCUGGAGGAGCAGAUUGUCAUCAGCGACGACGAGGAGGCGACAGUUCGCUCGUUACAGAUGAAGGAAGAUGAGGCGCUGGCGCGGAGCCUGCAGGCUCAGUUCGACCAAGAGGAGUCAGUCAGCAGACAUUAUCAUCACAGCCAUCAUCAUCAUCAUCAUCAUCAUCAUCAUCAGCAGAGUCACCAAAGGUGUUACUCCUACAUGCAGCCCAGCUGGAUGUCUCAGGUGUUGGCUGCCGUCUCUCCUCUCGUUGGAUUCGAAGACGAUCUGAUUGGUCAGCACAGGUGGCGUGGGCGGGGCCGAAGGAGGAGCAGGUUACCCGACUUCGUAGAAGAUCUCCAGGGGAACGACUACGAGGCUCUCCUGGAGUUGGAAGAGCGGCAGGGCGCCGUUGUGUCAAAGAAAAUGAGCCGCAGGGAAAUCCAGAGGUUUCCAACCAAAACCUUCUGCUCUGCGACCAACAGCGGGAACACCCAGUGCCAGAUAUGUUUCUGCGAUUACGCUGACAAGGAGAAGCUGAGGAUGCUGCCCUGUUUCCAUGACUACCACGUCCAGUGCAUCGACAGGUGGUUAAAGGACAACACCACCUGUCCGAUCUGCAGGGCCAACCUGGCUGAUGGAGACUCUCUAGCGCCCCCUACGCCGUGACCGGAAACUCCUCCCUGUUUUCUAAAGAAUAACUGAUUGACUUGAUUAUUUUUAGACUUAUAUUCCCUUCGUGUUUUUUAUUUUUUAUUUUUAUAUUAAACUCUGCAGGGUUUGUUGAAGCUGCUGCUCUUUGAUCUGUUCUUAAAUAAAAAUGUUUCUAUUUUUUUUUUUUUA
Poeciliopsis prolifica (blackstripe livebearer) is the source of this 1643-nucleotide messenger RNA. RefSeq lists its product as uncharacterized. Gene Ontology annotation, molecular function: zinc ion binding. The coding region runs from base 177 to 1469 and encodes 430 amino acids. The record is from RefSeq and is a predicted model, not a curated record. Lineage: Eukaryota; Metazoa; Chordata; Actinopteri; Cyprinodontiformes; Poeciliidae. The transcript has 11 exons.